Molecule: messenger RNA, 1702 nt
Organism: Raphanus sativus (radish)
Lineage: Eukaryota; Viridiplantae; Streptophyta; Magnoliopsida; Brassicales; Brassicaceae
Product: UDP-glucuronic acid decarboxylase 2
Exons: 7
Coding region: 108-1454 (448 amino acids)
Biological process (GO): D-xylose metabolic process
Cellular component (GO): cytoplasm
Molecular function (GO): NAD+ binding; UDP-glucuronate decarboxylase activity
Source: RefSeq, a predicted model, not a curated record
AUUCGCUUUUCACUCUCUCUGUCUCCUUCAAACUCGACUCACUCUCCCGGCGAGUUCGACUCAGAGAUUUUUUUUCCUCAAAAAAAAAAACAGAAGAAGGAAGCGAGAUGGCGAACGAGCUGAUCAACCGGCGACACGAAUCAGAUCAACCCUCCGCCGAUGCGUACUACCCGAGACCUACCAAACCGUCGUUCUCCUCCGUAACCCGUCCGAUGCGUUACAUGCUCCGCGAACAGAGACUCAUCUUCGUCCUCGUCGGAAUCGCAAUCGCCACGUUAGCGUUCUCAAUCUUCCCCCGCUCCUCCUCCACCCGAUCCACCCCCUACUCGGAUCCGUUCUCCGGCUACGGAAUCAAACCCGAGGAGUCCUAUGUCCUGUCCCUCCAGGCCCAGAGGAGGCCCAGCAUCGAGUACAUGAGCCGGAUCGGGUCUACCGGCGGGAAGAUCCCGCUCGGAUUGAAACGCAAGGGGCUGAGAGUCGUGGUAACCGGCGGGGCGGGGUUCGUGGGAUCGCAUCUGGUGGAUCGGCUGAUUGAGAGAGGGGACACGGUGAUCGUCGUCGACAAUUUCUUCACGGGGAGUAAAGAGAACGUGAUGCAUCAUUUCGGUAACCCUAAUUUCGAGCUCAUACGACACGACGUCGUCGAGCCGAUCCUUCUUGAGGUGGAUCAGAUCUAUCACUUGGCGUGUCCUGCUUCCCCUGUUCAUUAUAAAUUCAAUCCCGUCAAGACUAUCAAGACGAAUGUGGUUGGGACGUUGAACAUGCUUGGUUUGGCGAAGAGAGUGGGUGCUAGGUUUCUACUGACGAGUACGAGUGAGGUCUACGGUGAUCCUCUUCAGCAUCCUCAGGUUGAGACUUACUGGGGCAACGUUAAUCCUAUUGGUGUUCGUAGUUGCUACGACGAAGGAAAGCGUACGGCAGAGACGCUUGCCAUGGACUAUCACCGUGGAGCCAAUGUUGAGGUCAGGAUUGCUAGGAUAUUUAACACCUACGGUCCAAGAAUGUGUAUUGAUGAUGGUCGUGUUGUCAGCAACUUUGUUGCGCAGGCACUAAGGAAAGAGCCAUUGACUGUUUAUGGUGAUGGGAAGCAGACACGAAGUUUCCAGUUUGUCUCUGAUCUGGUUGAAGGUUUGAUGAGAUUGAUGGAAGGAGAACACGUCGGGCCAUUUAACCUGGGUAACCCUGGUGAAUUCACCAUGCUCGAGCUUGCUAAGGUGGUUCAAGAGACGAUAGACCCAAACGCAAAGAUAGAGUUCAGACCAAACACAGAGGAUGACCCUCACAAGAGAAAGCCUGACAUCACAAAGGCCAAAGAGCUUUUAGGAUGGGAACCAAAGGUGUCUCUUCGUCAGGGACUCCCUCUCAUGGUCAAAGACUUCCGUCAACGUGUCUUUGGUGACAGGAAGGAAGGCUCCUCCGCUACUGAAACCACCACCAAAACAACCUCAGCUUGAGCAAAAGGCAGUUGCAAGUAGCGGCCGUUGCGCUUGGUUAAUGGUUUUAUAACCAAAAACUUACAAAGGGCAAUGCUUGCUUGCAGCUACAAUGUGGAGAGAAGAGAGCUUCGUUUCUUCAAAAUUAUUUUGUUUUUGAUUUUUAUCUGUUUUGAUAUUAUAUUGGUGUAACGUAGAGUAAGAGUAUGGUGGCCUUUUUACUAUAUUCAUGGACCUCACUACAGUUUAAGAAAUACUUGUCUUUUGCA